This is a messenger RNA of Trichechus manatus latirostris (Florida manatee), 3519 nucleotides long. Its product is annotated as trophinin. Gene Ontology annotation, cellular component: nucleus. NCBI's taxonomy places the organism in Eukaryota, Metazoa, Chordata, Mammalia, Sirenia, Trichechidae. The record is from RefSeq and is a predicted model, not a curated record. Gene Ontology annotation, biological process: negative regulation of transcription by RNA polymerase II.
AUGGAUAGGAGAAAUGACUACGGUUAUAGAAUGUCCCUGUUCCAGGGCCCUCUGACUCCCUCUGGGAGUCUGGGGCUUCCUUUUUCUCCAGACGUACGGGCUGAGGCCACAGAAGAGGACAGUAUCUUGCUGAUGCAUACCCUGUUGUCAGUAACCAAGGACCCUCUGACCAUAGACCCACCAGUUGCCAACAGGCCUAAGAAAAGCAAGACAAAGAAGGUCUCUAUCAAGGCUUUUACUGAGGCCAUACCUACUGUCCCUCUGGUCUCACCUGCCAAUGAGAUUGCUACCAACAAGUCCAAAGUAACUUUGCAGGCCUUAAACCUGCCAAUCAUCCCCCAUAUCACCCAGGCUUCAGUUACCACUGAGGCAGCCAAUACUUAGGCUUCUUCAGCCACUGCUCAGCCUAAAAAAGCCAACAAGACAAAGAGAAUUACUACUAAAGCAACCCAAUCCUCCCAAUCCCCAACUGGCAGUGAGGGUGUUAUUACACAGAUCAAGAUACCCUUGCAGGCCCUAAACCUACCAGCCAUCCCUCAGACUAUCCAGGCUCCAAUUGCCAAUGAGUUAGCCAAUUCCCAGGACUUGAUAGCUUCCACCAAACCUAAGAAAGCUUCCAAGGCUAAGGAGGCUGUUGAUAAGGCCACAGCUAGUGCCAGCAAGAUCUUACCAGCUCCAACUGCCACCCACACAGCUACCCCCCAAGGCCAAAAUGAGACAGCCUAUACCCUGGCUGCAACAACCUCUACCCAAACCAAGAAAGCCUCCAAAGCCAAGAAGGCAGCUGCUAAGUCCAUAAAUACUGACACUGAGCUCUUAGAGGCUCCAAAUGCUACUGAGGCAGUUACCAGGCAGAUUGAGGCCUCAGAAGAAGCUAUCUGGCCCAAAAAAUCCAAGAGCAGGAAGGCUUCCAAUAAGGACCCAAAUUCUGCUUCUGAGGACUCUGAGGUCCCAGCUACCUCUCUAAUGAUCACCAACCAAGCCCUAGCAACCACCCUCUGAGGCAAGAGAGGUUCCAGGGCUUGGAAGGUUGCUGCUAAAGCCCAGGCAGCUGAAAGCCAGAUGCAAAUUGCUGACCAAAAGGCCCAGACCAACAUCAGUGCCCUUAAAACCCAGGUUGCUACUGCUGUCCAAGCCCUGGCAAAUGACCACCUGGCUCAGUUGAGUCUGGUGCCCACAACCAGGACCCAGGGCAAGAGGAACCAAAAGUUCAAGCAUCUGAAUGGGGAUAAGAGAGGUGGCAAUAAUUAGAGGAUCACAUGGGGCCAGAGGCCUCCUCCACCCCAAGAUGUGGCCAUUUUGCAAGAAAGGGCAAAUAAGUUCGUGAAAUAUCUGCUGGUUAAGGACCAGGCAAAGAUCCCCAUCAAGCGUGCAGACAUACUGAAGGAUGUCAUCUGAGAAUAUGAUGAGUAUUUUCCAGAGAUCAUUGAACGAGCAAGUUACACUCUGGAGAAGAUGUUUCGAGCCAAUCUGAAGGAAAUUUAUAAGCAAAGUAGCUUGUAUAUUCUCAUCAGCACUCAGGAAUCCUCUGCAGGCAUAUCAGGAAAAACGGGGCCUAAAAAGCCCCUGGUCCAGCUCCUGCACCUGGUUGGAGCUCUGCACACAGUAGUGGUGCCCGAUUGUGACUGCUUGAAGGCUGUCAUCUAGGAGGUGCUACGCAAGUUAGGGCUGCACCCUGGGGUGAGGCACUCGCUCUUUGGGGAAGUGAGGACGCUCAUCACAGAUGAGUUUGUGAAGCAGAAUAUAAGAGUCCCCAACAGCAGACCACCUGAGUAUGAGUUCUUCUGGGGCUUGUGCUCCUACCAUGAGACUAACAAGAUGAAAGUCCUCGAGUUUGCAUGUGUGCAGAAGAAAGACCCCAAGGACUGGGCUGCUCAGUAUCAUGAGGCUGUGGAGAUGGAAGUUCAGGCUGCAGCUAUGGCUGAUGCUGAGGCUGAGGCCAGGGCUGAGGCAAGAGCCCAAAUGGGGAUUGGAGAGGAAGCUGUGGCUGGGCCCUGGAAUUGGGAUGAAAUGAUUAUUGACUGCUUAACAAGGGAAGAGUUAGGCAAUGAAGCUCAGGCCUGGAGCAGAUUCUCAUUUGCAAUUGAAGCCAGAGCCCAAGAAAAUGCAGAUGCCAGCACCAAUGUUGACUUUAGUGGAGGGGGUGGUACACCCAGCCACAGUGGUGGCUUUGGUGGUGGAGCUGGCAUUACCUUUGGUGGUGCACACAGCAUCAGCGCCAGUUUCAGUAGCACUGCCAGCAUUAGCUUUGGUGGCAUACCCAGCACUAGUGCUAGUUUUAGUGAUGGAGCCAGCGUUAGCUUUGGUGGUGUACCCAGUACCAGUACCAGCUUCAGUGGUGGAGCCAACUCUAGUUUCAGUGGCCCACUCAACACCAGUGCCAGUUUAAGUGGUGAAGCCAGCUCUGGCUUUGGAGGCACACUCAGCACAUCUGCUGGCUUCAGUGGUGUGCUUAGCACCAGCACCAGCUUCGGCAGUGCACCCAGCCCUAGUGCGGUCUUCAGUGGUAUAUUCAGCACCAACACUGGCUUUGGCAGAACACUCAGCACCAGUGUGUGCUCUGGUGGCUCUCCCAGCUCUGGUGCCAGCUUUGGUGGAACAUUCAGUACCAGUAUCUGCUUCAGUGGCUCUCCCAGCACCAGCACUGGUUUUGAUGGUAUACUCAGCACCAGUGUCUCCUUCAGUGGUUCUUCCAGCACCCAUGCUGACUUUGGUGGCACACUAAGCACCAGUAUCUGCUUCAGUGACUCUCCCAGCACUAGUGCCAGCUUUGGUGGGGCACUCAGCACCAAUGUUGGCUUUGGCGGUACACCCAACACCAUCAGCAGUGCACCCAGCACCAGUGCUGGCUUUGGUGGUGCAUUCAGCACCAGUGCUGGCUUCAGUGGAGCACUUAGCACCGCUGCUGACUUCGGUACUCCCAAAAACAACUUUGGCUUUGGUGGCGCUCCCAGUACCAGCCUCUGCUUUAGCAGUGCAUGUAGCACCAACCUAUGCUUUGGUAGCCCUUCUCUCACCAGUGCCUGCUUCAGUGGUGCUACCAGUGCUAGCCUUCGUGAUGGACCCAGCACCAGUGCUGGUUUCAGCUUUGGCAACAGGUUAAACACCAGCGCUGGCUUUAGUGGUGGUGGACUGAGCACCAGCGCUGGCUUUGGUGGCCGACUAGGCAUCAGCGCUAGCUUUGGUGGUGAACUGGCCACCAGUGAUGACUUUAGUGGUGGACUAGGCACUAAUUCUGGUUUUGGCAGCACACUUGGCACCAGUACUGGCUUUAGUGGUGGUCUCAGCACCAGCGAUGGCUUUGGUUGUGGUUUCAACACCAGUACUGGAUUUACUGGUGAACCCAGCACCAGCUUCGGUGCCAAUUUUAUUGUUGGCUUUGGCAGUGGACCAAACACUGGUGCUGUCUUUGGUGGUGGACCAAGCAUUGGUACUGGCUUCAGCAGUGGACCAAGAAGCAGCGCUGGCUUUGAUGGUGGAGCCACCAGCCUUGGUGCCUGUGGCUUCUCCUAUGGCUAG